GCCACUGAUGUGGUCACUGUGAUGGGCACAGCCACCACCAUGGCUGCCAUGACAAACAUGGCCACAAUUACAGGUUUAGCCACCACUAUAGGCACCAUGAUGGACACAGCCACCACUAUGGGCAGCACUACGGGCACAGCCACCACCACCAUGGGCACCAUCAUGAACAUGGCCACCACUACAGGAAGCACCAUGGGCACAGCCAAAACCAUGGGCACUCGGCACACAGCCAUGGGGUCUGGGGUGGGCUGGCCUGAGCUUGGGUGCAGUCAGUGCCAAGCCAGUCACCUCAGCAAAAACUGCAAGAGCAGCAUCACAGUCAGGAUGAGUUUUGAACAUAAGCUCACUCAGGUCUUCAGUGAGCAUGACUAUCAUCCUGUGUGGUUUGUCGGUGGCAGCAGCUGAACCCAAAAUAGACUGCAGGCUGCUACGCAUUGCAGCAGCACAGGACUGUGCUCACCAGACUUUCCAGAAGCCCUCAAGCACCAUAGGCUGGGUGUGAAGAGGGGCCGGAACAGCACCAGCCAGGGAGAGGAAUUUCCAUCCCCCAGUUGCCCUUUAGUAAUAGCAACAAGUGGUUCUUCCCCUGGGGAGAGUCCAGAGCUGUCAUGGAAAUCCUGGACAGGGGCUAUAUAAUGCUGAGGUACAAGCAGGUAGCACUCAGCAGCACCAAACCAGCAAGAGCUACUGGUUCCUGGAGCUGACAGCCACCCAGAACGGACAUGAAGAUCUACUCCUUGGCCAUGGUCACUCUGCUGCUCGCAGCUGUCUGGACUGAGAGCUGGGGCAAGUCCUUCCGCAGCUCCUACAGCUCCUGCUGCUACAAGAACAUGUUCAUCCAGAGGGAAAUCAACACCUCGCUCAUCCGCAGCUAUCGGGAAACACCUCCAAACUGCUCCCGCAGAGCCAUUAUCGUGGAGCUGAAGAAGGGGAAGAAGUUCUGCGUGGACCCUGCAGAGGGCUGGUUCCAGCAGUACUUGCAGGGAAAGAAGCUGAGCAACGCCUCAACAUGAGCUGCUACCAACACCAGCUCUAUUUCUACAUACCCUGCCAUGACCUGUCAGUGCCUGUAAUGUCUCAUUAACUUACGGAGCCAGCUCUACCUUGUCCCCCUUUGUCCCACUUCACACUACUGUACAGCUCUACUGAGAUUCAAUAAAACUACUUGCUCUGACCUGCACCUGUGUGGCUGUAGUGAGAUAUGAAUCCUGCACUGGGAAAGAGAGGCUGUGUUGGGGUUUGCCUCACUGUGAGGACCUGGGAACAGCCCAGAAGGCAUUAGGAAAUGUGAAAUCAGAAUGGUGAAGGUUCUGUACGCCCUCCAACAGUGUAGACCCUGCCUGGGUGUGGGCUUAAGGGUGCUCUGCACAGCUGUUCACUCCAUGCAAUGUUGAUUUUGGCUGAUGUUGGAGAAACGUUGGGUUUGAGGGGAUUCACUGCAGGGUCAGUGCAGAGCAGACAGAUGGGUUUCAUGAGGCGUCAGGAGCUGGCCAGUCCCCACUGGACACUAAAGCAGAAACUGAAAGCAGUGGCCCAGUGGCCAGCAGUUCCCCUUUCGUAGCUUUAUUUCUCCAUUUCAGUAAAACUGCAGGAAUUCUAAGAUAAUUUCCUAGUUAUUACGUACUCAUCUUUUGUUCCUCGAAACCCUU
Lagopus muta (rock ptarmigan) is the source of this 1649-nucleotide messenger RNA. It is a transcript of the gene CCL1, whose product is annotated as C-C motif chemokine ligand 1. Bases 723 to 1013 code for a protein of 96 amino acids. The transcript is spliced from 3 exons. Gene Ontology annotation, cellular component: extracellular region. Gene Ontology annotation, molecular function: CCR chemokine receptor binding; chemokine activity. Gene Ontology annotation, biological process: cellular response to type II interferon; cellular response to interleukin-1; inflammatory response. The record is from RefSeq and is a predicted model, not a curated record. NCBI's taxonomy places the organism in Eukaryota, Metazoa, Chordata, Aves, Galliformes, Phasianidae.